GGGAUGGCCUGCGUUGGGCGGAUGGGGAGUAGUUCCCGCGUGUCUGAAAAGAAACCCUGACAGAAAAUAAACAAAGUUCCGAGCCCGGGAACCCCCAGUCUCAAAUCCAGUGUAACGAGGGUGUGCGCUUGGCGUACUGUAGGGAUGGGCUGUCCAGAAAAUACUGAAGACCAGAGUGAGAGCUCUCGCUCUCCAGGAAAUCUGAUAAUUCACUAAUCCCAUCUGCAUGGGGAGGCAUCGCCGUCUGUCUUUCCCCCACAGGGAUUGUACAGUCACAUGCGAAGUAGAAGCCUCACUUUUCCGAAAGCUAGUAGACAAAAACUCAUGUGGGGAAUAGCAUAUCAUGUUUGCCACUUUUCAGCUGCCCCCUUAAAAUCUUAGCCAAAAGUCGGUGUUAAUUUGUGCUUAAUGUUUGUUGUCUUUUAGUAGCGAAGUUAAUAUCUUGAACAGACUGCUGUUGUUGUCUGCUGGGUGACGCUAAAAGGGAAAUAUGUGGGUGGUGAAGUUGUAUUUUUAGAUACUGAGUUGUAAAACUGUCAGUCUUGAAAGUCCAAUCCUGAUACUUCCUUCAGGCUGUUGCUUUCACUUUUGUUUCCUGAUGCUCAUCUCUAAACAGGAGUAUAAUAGAAGGGGCAAAAGGGAAGAAAAAAAAAGGACUAUUAGCACUUUGGGCAGAAAAUUAAUGUCUUCAAAUAAACCUGGUUUUCAGCUCUUAAUUCAUUACUAUCAUGUAAUGCAUUUGUGAAGAAACGUUUUAAAAAAAGGCAAAUUAUAAAUUUAGCCGGUCUGUUAGGCACCUGUCCUGUAUCCAUCACUGUUUUGACCUGUACAUUUGGCCAUAAACAACGUUUGAAAAUGUGUGGAAAAUACAGAUUUUAAGUUUAGUUCUGAGAAGUUUUGUUCAUGUCCAAAUGCGCUUAACAAACCAAAUUAGCAGCUUUUAUCAGAAAUCACGUUUUGACACUUGGCAACUGGUUUCCAGACCCAUGGCCAUGUUUGGCCACUAGUACAUUAUUCCACAAGUAGUCCCAUUUAUUUCAGUAUGUUCCAGAUGGAGUUAACAUUAAUAUUGUACCAGUGAGCCAAGCCUAGCAAAGAGAACAAAGACCAACAUUUUUCUUCAUUCUGAGGCAUUUUUUGUGUUUUCCUCACGUUGUAAUUAUUGGACUCUUGUUAAAAAAUAGCAAGUAGUUUUGUUCUAAAGAUUGUUGUGGCUGCUGUGGAAAAUCAAGGGUUAUAAGACAGAUUGAUCUGGAUACUAUUGAUGUCAGCAACCUAAACAGGCAGUUUUUGUUUCAAAAGAAACAUGUUGGGAGGUCAAAAGCACAGGUUGCCAAGGAAAGCGUGUUACAGUUUUACCCAGAAGCUAAUAUUAUAGCUUAUCAUGACAGUAUCAUGAACCCUGACUAUAAUGUAGAAUUCUUCCGGCAGUUUACAUUGGUUAUGAAUGCUUUGGAUAACAGAGCUGCACGUAACCAUGUGAACAGGAUGUGUCUGGCUGCUGAUGUUCCUCUUAUAGAAAGUGGAACUGCAGGCUACCUUGGACAAGUAACAGUUAUCAAAAAGGGAGUGACAGAGUGUUAUGAAUGUCAUCCUAAACCAACUCAGAAGACUUUUCCAGGCUGCACAAUUCGCAACACUCCAUCAGAACCUAUCCACUGCAUUGUGUGGGCAAAGUAUUUGUUCAAUCAGUUGUUUGGUGAAGAAGAUGCUGAUCAGGAAGUAUCCCCUGACAGAGCUGAUCCUGAAGCUGCCUGGGAGCCAACAGAAGCAGAAGCCAGAGCAAGAGCAUCCAAUGAAGAUGGUGAUAUUAAACGUGUUUCAACUAAGGAAUGGGCUAAAUCAACUGGAUAUGAUCCAGUUAAACUUUUCACUAAGCUUUUCAAAGAUGAUAUUAGAUAUCUGUUGACAAUGGAUAAACUGUGGAAAAAAAGGAAACCUCCUGUACCAUUGGACUGGACCGAAGUACAGAAUCAAGAGAAAAACAUGUCUGAUCAACAGAAUGACUCCUCUUUAGGCCUGAAAGACCAACAGGUUCUAGAUGUCAAGAGCUAUGCACGUCUGUUUUCAAAGAGUGUUGAAACUCUGAGAGUUCACCUAGCUGAAAAGGGUGAUGGAGCUGAGCUUAUAUGGGAUAAGGAUGACCCAUCUGCAAUGGAUUUUGUUACUUCUGCUGCAAACCUCAGGAUGCACAUUUUCAGCAUGAAUAUGAAGAGCAGAUUUGAUAUCAAGUCAAUGGCAGGAAAUAUAAUCCCUGCUAUAGCUACAACUAAUGCAGUGAUAGCUGGUUUGAUAGUGCUGGAGGGUUUGAAGAUUUUAUCAGGAAAAAUAGAGCAUUGUAGAACGAUUUUUCUAAACAAACAACCAAACCCAAGAAAGAAGCUACUUGUUCCUUGUUCCUUGGAUCCUCCAAAUCCCAAUUGCUAUGUGUGUGCAAGUAAACCAGAAGUUACAGUGAAACUUAAUGUACACAAGGUUACUGUGUUGACAUUACAGGAUAAGAUAGUGAAAGAAAAAUUUGCUAUGGUAGCACCAGAUGUACAGAUAGAUGAUGGAAAAGGGACUAUUCUCAUAUCUUCAGAGGAGGGAGAAACAGAAGCAAAUAACCACAGGAAGUUAUCAGAAUUUGGAAUUCGGAAUGGCACUCGGCUACAAGCCGAUGAUUUCCUGCAGGACUAUACGCUGUUAAUCAAUGUGCUUCAUAGUGAAGAUCUAGAAAAAGAUGUAGAAUUUGAAGUUGUUGGAGACGGUCCUGAAAAAGUUGGCCCCAAACCAUCAGAACCAAUUUCUAAGAACAUUACCAAUGGUAGUGAUGAUGGAGCACAGCCAUCAACUUCAACAGCUCCAGAUCAAGAUGAUGUAUUGAUUGUUGACUCUGAUGAUGAAGGUCCUUCAAGCAAAACUGAUGAAGAUAUGGAAAAUAAAAACCGCAAGAGAAAACUAGAAGAUAGAGAGCAUGUCAGUACAAAGAGAAUGCGUACAGACCAGACAGAAGAGCAAGAUGACAUAAUAGCACUAGACUGAGUGCAAAUACCCAAUGAUAGAACGAUAUAGAUAAUGUAAUACAAUAAGAUAUUACUUUGGGGUGUGUUAAAUGUCCAGAACUAGACUAUUUUUAUGGCCUUUGUUCCCAGGGAGAAUCACACCACUGGCUUACAGAAUUUGUGUCCAUUCCUCUUGAUGGUAAAGCACUCAUUUCAAUAGAAUCUUAGAAGUUUUCCAAUAUUCUAUAUUAAAUGUAGUAGAAACUUAGUUUAUAAAUACUUAAACAUAAGUAUUUGUUUAAACAGUCAUGAAAACAAAGCAUGUUAUUUUUAUGUAAAUACGUUUAGAUAUAAUUCAUUAGGACAAAAAACUACUCUUGUUUAGUAAAGGGUCACCAUUUGAAACCCAGAUUUAUAAAUAUUAGAUUUUUAUUUUCGCUAGACAAAAAAUAUUUUUAGCCUAGAUCUAACCAUUUUUCACACCCUCAACUAAUUUGAGAUAGCAGAUUCUUUAAAAACAGAAAUAAGAAGUGCUAUGUUUAAACUCUCUGAUCUUAAACAUCAGCUGGCACUGUGUACAUUACUGUAAAACAAUGUUAAUUUACUCAAGUUUUUCAGCACGUACUGCCUGGUAUGUCAAUGUAAGAAGCAAAUUUUGUGUAUUGUUACAGUUUCAGGUUAUUUAUAUUUGCUGUUUUGUAAGACUCAAAUACUAUUACUAUACUGUACAUCUCAUGGACCAAAUAAACAACAUCUGAAAUACUUGCUA
Molecule: messenger RNA, 3753 nt
Organism: Mauremys reevesii (Reeves's turtle)
Lineage: Eukaryota; Metazoa; Chordata; Testudines; Geoemydidae
Gene: UBA2
Product: ubiquitin like modifier activating enzyme 2
Exons: 17
Coding region: 1396-3024 (542 amino acids)
Biological process (GO): protein sumoylation
Cellular component (GO): SUMO activating enzyme complex; cytoplasm
Molecular function (GO): SUMO activating enzyme activity
Source: RefSeq, a predicted model, not a curated record